AUGGCUUCUUUAAUGGCUUGGAGACGACUAGCCGCGGCGCCGGCGUUCUCGCGUGCCUCCAGAGCGCCGACCCGGGCAUUUUCCACAACACGACCGGCCGCCCGCGUCAUUGCGAACGGGCCGCUCCGCGCAAAGGAGGCGUCGCCCUACGUCAGUAGCAAGUACCCGGUCAUCGACCAUGAGUAUGAUGCGAUAGUCGUCGGUGCCGGCGGUGCCGGUUUGCGUGCCGCUUUCGGUCUGGCCGAGGCCGGCUUCAACACAGCUUGCAUUUCCAAGCUGUUUCCCACGAGGAGUCAUACAGUUGCCGCUCAGGGUGGUAUCAACGCCGCGCUAGGGAACAUGCACGAGGAUGAUUGGAGAUGGCAUAUGUACGAUACGGUCAAGGGCUCCGACUGGCUGGGUGAUCAGGAUGCCAUUCACUAUAUGACCCGCGAAGCCCCUGCCUCCAUUAUCGAGCUCGAAAACUACGGCUGCCCCUUCUCAAGAACCGAAGAUGGCAAAAUCUACCAACGUGCCUUCGGUGGCCAGUCCCAGAAGUACGGCAAGGGCGGCCAGGCGUACCGUUGCUGUGCCGCCGCCGAUCGUACCGGCCACGCUCUCCUCCACACUCUCUACGGCCAAUCUCUCAGGCACAAGACCAACUACUUCAUCGAGUACUUUGCCAUCGACCUAAUCAUGCAGGAUGGUGAAUGCCGUGGUGUUCUGGCCUACAACCAGGAGGACGGCACUCUCCACCGUUUCCUAGCCAACAACACCGUUCUGGCCACCGGCGGCUACGGCCGCGCCUACUUCAGCUGCACGUCGGCCCACACGUGCACGGGUGAUGGUAUGGCCAUGGUUGCACGCGCCGGCUUGCCGAACCAGGAUCUCGAAUUCGUGCAGUUCCAUCCCACUGGGAUCUACGGAGCGGGCUGCCUAAUUACCGAGGGAGCUCGUGGCGAGGGUGGCUACCUCCUCAACUCCGAGGGUGAGCGCUUCAUGGAGAGAUAUGCCCCGACCGCAAAGGAUCUUGCCAGUCGCGAUGUCGUCUCGCGUUCCAUGACCAUGGAAAUUCGGGAUGGCCGCGGCGUCGGCCCUGAGAAGGACCACAUCUACCUCCAACUCAGCCAUCUUCCCGCCGAGAUUCUCGCCGAACGUCUGCCCGGUAUUUCUGAGACAGCGGGUAUCUUUGCCGGCGUCGAUGUUCGAAAGCAGCCCAUUCCCGUCCUCCCGACGGUCCACUACAACAUGGGUGGCAUUCCUACCCGGUACACGGGUGAAGUCCUUACAGUCGAUGAACAGGGCAAUGACAAGGUUGUCCCCGGCCUCUUUGCUUGCGGUGAGGCUGCUUGCGUCUCCGUCCACGGCGCCAACCGGCUCGGGGCCAACUCCCUGCUAGAUCUAGUCGUUUUCGGCCGUGCCGUCUCGCACACUAUCCGCGACAACUUCACCCCCGGAGCGCCCCUCAAGCCAAUCGAGGCCGAUGCCGGUGCCGAAUCGAUCGAGGUUCUUGACAAGAUCCGCAACUCGGACGGCCCUAAGAGCACGGCCGAAAUCCGGCUCGCCAUGCAGAAGACCAUGCAAAGAGAUGUCAGCGUCUUCCGCACUCAGGAAAGCUUGGACGAGGGUGUCAAGAAGAUCACCGAGGUCGACCAGAUGUUCUCUCAGGUCGGCAUCAAGGAUCGUAGCAUGAUCUGGAACUCGGACCUGGUAGAAACGCUCGAGCUUCGCAACCUGCUCACCUGCGCAACCCAGACGGCCGUCUCGGCUGCCGCCCGAAAAGAGUCCAGGGGCGCCCACGCCCGUGAGGACUACCCGGAGCGUGACGACGAGAACUGGAUGAAGCACACGCUCAGUUGGCAAAAGCAGCCCCACGGCAAGGUCGACCUCGGGUACCGCCGUGUCAUUGCCACGACCCUGGAUGAAAAGGAGUGCCCCCCUGUACCGCCGUUCAAGCGUGUCUACUAA
Molecule: messenger RNA, 1947 nt
Organism: Canariomyces notabilis
Lineage: Eukaryota; Fungi; Ascomycota; Sordariomycetes; Sordariales; Chaetomiaceae
Product: succinate dehydrogenase flavoprotein subunit mitochondrial precursor
Exons: 6
Coding region: 1-1947 (648 amino acids)
Biological process (GO): mitochondrial electron transport, succinate to ubiquinone; tricarboxylic acid cycle
Molecular function (GO): electron transfer activity; flavin adenine dinucleotide binding; succinate dehydrogenase (quinone) activity
Source: RefSeq, a predicted model, not a curated record